This is a messenger RNA of Hypanus sabinus (Atlantic stingray), 1378 nucleotides long. RefSeq lists its product as uncharacterized. The transcript has 2 exons. NCBI's taxonomy places the organism in Eukaryota, Metazoa, Chordata, Chondrichthyes, Myliobatiformes, Dasyatidae. Bases 37 to 720 code for a protein of 227 amino acids. The record is from RefSeq and is a predicted model, not a curated record.
UAUAUUCAUUUUUUACAGCAUUUACUCUGCCUACUAAUGUUAUUGGUAACGUCAUCCACUUAUCAAGAUCUUUUUGAAUUUUUUUCAAUAAUGCUAUUAAAAAGAUUCAACCUCUUGCAGUAUGAGAUACCCAACUACUUCAAGCAGGCUUCAAUCAUACCAAUAUCCAAGAAGAAUAUGGCAACUUACCUCAACCAUCCAGUAGCACUUAUAUCCUCUGUGACGAAGUGUUUUGUGAGGUUGGUCAUGAAGCAUAUCAACUGUUGCCUGAGGAAUUACCUUGAUCUGUUCCAAUUUGCUGACCAUCAAAACGGGUCAACAGUAGAUGGAAGCAUUUCAUUAGUUCUUCACUCAGCUCUGGAAUACCUGGACCAUGAAGAUACACACAUCAGGAUACUCUUCAUUGAAUACCGCUCAGUAUUCAUCCCAUCAAAGCUCAUCACAAAGUACCAAGGUCUGGGUCCUCACUUUCCUCACUGGCAAACCCUGGUUAGUAUGGUUGGCAAUAUCUCCUCCACACUCACCCUCAACUUCGUAGCUGUGUGCUUAGUCCCCUGCUUUACUCAUUUUAUGCCCAUGGUUGUGCGGCUAAGUACAGAUCUUUCUCAGUGUCAGCAGAACCAAAGAGCUGAUUAUCGACUGCAGGAGGAAGAAGUCAGAGGACCAUCAACCAUAGUCUUUGUUAGGGGAUUGGUGACUGGAGAUGGAGUGGGUCAGUAGGUUUAAAUUCCUUGCCAUUAUCAUAUUGGAAGAUCUGUCCUGGGACCAACACAGAAUUACCAUCAUAAAGAAGAAAUCUACAGUACAUCUACUUUCUUAGAAGUUUGUGUAGAUUGGCUUGUGACCAAAAACAGUCAAACCUCUUGAUGCACAGUGGAGAGUAUCCUAGCUGGUUACAUGAUGGACUGGUAUGAAAACACCAAAGCCCAGGAAUGGAAAAGACUAUAGAAAUUGGUGUCCACAGCCCUGUCCAUCACAGGUAAAGCCCUCCUCAUCAUUAAUUACAUUUACACAGAACACUGCCGCAAAAAAGCAGCAUCCAUCAUCAAAGACCCACACCAUCCAGGCAUUGCUCUCUUCUCACUUCUACCAUUAGGCAGGAGAUAUAGAAGCUAUAGGUUCGACACGACCAGUUUCAGGAACAGUUUUUUAUUUUGCAAAUAUCAGGCUCCUGAACUGGCAUGGAUAGCUUCACUCACUACAACUCUGAACUGAUCCCACAACCUACAGACUCACUUUCAAAAGAUACUUUACUACAUAUUUGAACAAUUUGUUUUCUUUUGCACAUUGGCUGUUUGUCAGUCUUAGUUAAUGUAUAUUUUUUCAUAACUUCAAUUGUAUUUCUUUAUUUUUCCUGUAAAUACCUUCAAGAAAUUGA